AUCAGACACAGUGAGAAAUUUUAAAAACAUAAUAAUAUGCCGCAUGUUUUUAUUAUAUUUUACACCGAAUAAAUAUAUUUAAUUAUUGUAUAUUUUAUUCAAAAAAACUUGUUUAAUUUCUUCAAAUUCAAAAUGAUAAAAACAGCUAGAUUGUUUUAUUCAACAAAGGCAUUAAGUGUGAAAAGGAGAAAUUCUUUACAAUUUUUGAAGAAAAGAAGAAAUGCCAAUCCUGGCAUUGAAAAUCGACUGAGAGAAUUGAGUGAAUGUGAAGAUGAAAAUUUUGAUUUGGAAAGUCUUAAGGAUGAUAUUGAUUACCGAGAACCUAACUUCGAUCAAGUUGGUCAAUCAUAUAAAAUGCAUAAGAGGGAAAUGGAAAUUAGGAAAUUGAAUAUAAAAACUAAAAUGACAAUAAACAAAUUUAUUAAAGAAGCAGAACCAAGUUUUCUAACAUUCGCUGAAAAGGAGCAAAUAAAACUUCUUCAUAGAAAUAAUCCUGAUGAGUGGACUAUUGAAAAAUUGAGUGAAAGUUUUCCAGCAUUACCUAGCACAAUAAAAAAAGUUUUAAAAAACGAUUGGAGUGUUAAAACAAAACAAAAUAUUUUAAAUUACGAUGAGAAAGUUGCCGAAAAUUGGAUAUCAUUUCGUGAUGGAGAAUUGUCCGUUAGUCCAAUGCUGACAAAACAUCUUGAAAAAUUCAGUGACAGAAAAAUUAUUCUCAGCCAUAAAGAUGAAUUGGCAGAGCAAUUUGUAACACCUAGAGCAGAAAUUCCAAAACCAACAAGUACAUUAUAUUUAACAAUUGCUAAGGCACUUUUAACGAGCAGCAAUGGAAGUGAAUCAAAUUCAAAUAGUAUCACCAGCAAUGAAAUGAAUGAAAAAGUUAAUCAAAAUUUUUCCGAAACUAGGGAGCAAAAUGAAUUUUUUGAAGAGUUUAAUAACCGUAAAGAUUCUAUUGAAGAUACUCAAUUUGAUGAAUUCAAUUCGUCCCCACCAGAAGAAGAAAUAAUUGCAAAUUCGACAAAUUUAUGUAAUGAUAACAAACGCAAUAAACGUGUGACUUUUGAUGAAUUUUUAGAAAGCAGUGUGCGUCUUAAGGAAAAUUCAAACACUAUCGAAGACAUUGUUUUAAAAAGUGUUUACAAAAAGGAAAUAGAAAAGAAGAUUUUAUUUGAAAGUAAAGUUUUUCCAUCAACAAAUGAAAUGUCUGAAGUUGAGGUAAAUGAAAAAUUACAAACUUCACAAACAAGUCGAGAAUUAAACAAUUCUAAAAAUUCUGAAAACAAUAAAUCUAUUUCGACACUCAAAACGGAACUGACUCCUGCAUUAGAAGAAAAAAAUUAUGAAAUUUCCUUGGGGUCAAAUAAAAGUAGCUUAGAAACUUGCGUAAAGGAAUGGCAUAAAAAGAAUAUUGAUGAUGUUGAAGUUGCAGCUUUUAUAAAAAUUCCACGACGACGGUAUAAAAUGGGAAUGACCUACAGAGUGAGAGAUUCAUUUUAUGAUGACGAUGGCACAUUUUUAUACCGGGUUCCAGGAUUACUCGAUUCGAAUUGAUUUAUACGACAGGACUGUAAUAUAUUAAGAUUUUUAGUUAUAUUUUGGAAAUAAUUCUAUUGUAAAUAAAUUUUCAAAAUAAAGUAACAUUAAAAUGUUAA
Leptopilina heterotoma is the source of this 1652-nucleotide messenger RNA. RefSeq lists its product as uncharacterized. The record is from RefSeq and is a predicted model, not a curated record. Gene Ontology annotation, cellular component: nucleus. The transcript is spliced from 2 exons. Bases 133 to 1551 code for a protein of 472 amino acids. NCBI's taxonomy places the organism in Eukaryota, Metazoa, Arthropoda, Insecta, Hymenoptera, Figitidae.